GAGCGAGUUGGCGGGCAGAGAGGAGAGAGGGUCGCGCACACCGUCGGGGCGGCGGCGGCGGCGGCGGCAACAACCAUGCAGGCACGCCGAGCCAAGCUGAAGAUUCCCUCGCUGACCUUGGUGGAUUUGUCACCCGGUAGCCAGAGCCCGACCCUUCUCAGCCCCUGCAGCCCUUGUAGUCCUUUGACUCUGCAUCCCUGGAGCUGUCGAAGCAACAGGAAGAGCCUAGUGGUUGGAACACCUUCGCCUACCCUCUCACGUCCUUUGUCGCCCCUCUCUGUGCCAACAGCCAGUAGCAGUCCAGUUGAUAGUCCUCGCAAUUUCUCCACAGGUGCCUCUGCCAGCUUUCCCUUUGCUCGCAGCCAUGUUCCUCGAACCGACAGGGCUGAUGGCCGAAGGUGGUCACUCGCCUCAUUGCCCUCAUCCGGCUAUGGGACCAACACUCCCAGCUCCACUGUUUCAUCAUCGUCUUCCUCCUCUCAGGAGCGUCUCCACCAACUGCCCUACCAACCUACGCCUGAUGAACUGCACUUCCUUUCAAAGCACUUCCGUAGCACCGAAAGCGUCCCGGGAGAAGACGGGCCCCAUUCGCCCUAUUCCCGUCCUCGGGCCCGCAGCUUGAGCCCUGGGCGGACAAGUGGGAUCUUUGACAAUGAGGUGGUAAUGAUGAAUCAUGUAUACAAGGAGAGAUUCCCAAAGGCCACUGCCCAGAUGGAAGAGCGCCUGGCAGAGACAAUUGCUGCUUUCUCGCCCAGUAGCAUCCUCCCUUUGGCUGAUGGCCUACUGGGAUUCAUCCACCACCAGAUCAUUGAACUGGCCCGUGACUGUCUCAACAAGUCCCAAGGGGCCCUCAUUACCUCCCGCUAUUUCAUUGAACUGCAGGAGAAGCUGGAGAAAAUGCUAAGAGAUGCUCAGGAGCGCUCCGAGAGUGAGGAACUGCACUUCAUUGAACAGUUGGUCCGUAAAUUACUGCUCAUCAUUUCCCGGCCAGCUCGGCUGCUGGAGUGCUUG
Molecule: messenger RNA, 1011 nt
Organism: Thamnophis sirtalis
Lineage: Eukaryota; Metazoa; Chordata; Lepidosauria; Squamata; Natricidae
Source: RefSeq, a predicted model, not a curated record